UUUUUACACACAUUAAAGCAUCUCGUCCUAAUUUUCAACGGUCUCACCCACUCCACAAAAAUCACACAUCUCACUAGAGCUAAAAAGUCAAGCACCGAUUUGUAAAUAACAAGAGCAUCACAUCCCCUGACCAGCAACUACAGGAUGUGUCUACAUUUAAAGCAACUCCCUGCAGACAACACUAUACAAGCAUUUUAAGGUAAAAUCUAUGGAUAUGUUGCUGUCAUGCUCCUGGAAUAACUACUAUUUUCCUCUGGGCUUCCUUUAACUUCAGUUAACCUUCAGAAGGUAAACUUUGGUAAUUCCAAUAGUUAUGUCUAGUAAAAUCUGGUUGUUUGCCUUUGAGAUAUUCUUGAUAUUUAUUUGGUGUUGUUCUGCAACUAUAGAUCUUACAUACAGCAUUGAAGAAGAAAAACCUUCUGCGAGUUACGUUGGAGAUAUUGCAGCAGAUUCUAAUAUUGCCAAUGAACUUGAUACUGAAAACCUAGGUUCAAUUGCAUUCAACCAGUUACAACAGACUAUGGUAGAUACUCCAUCGCUAUUCAAUAUAACCAGAGCAGGGAAACUCUAUACCACUGCAUCUCUUGAUGCUGAGAAUCUCUGUAGCAAGAAUACAGAAUGUUUUCAACUGUUAAAUGUAGCAGUUCAGCAAGGGGAAUCAUUUAAGAAAAUCUUAAAGAUUAAAGUAUUAAUUAAAGAUGUUAAUGAUCAUCAGCCAACAUUUCCAAGUAAUGAAACGAAUCUAAAUUUUACCGAGACUGAUGGAAAGGGAAGAAAAAUAGCAAUUCCUAAUGCAAUAGACGGAGAUAUUGAAAGCCCAAAUAAUCAACUGACAUAUACAUUAAGAAAACAAUCUGAUCUUCAUUUUGGUCUCUUCGUGCAAAAGAGGGAAGUUGGUGCUGACAUAAUAGAAAUUGUCUUGGAAGGGGAACUAGAUAGAGAAACUCAAGAAUCUUACACGCUGGAAGUUGUAGCAACCGAUGGUGGUACACCACCCAAGAAAUCUGUUUUAAUCGUUAAAAUAUCAGUAAUUGAUGUCAAUGACAACUGGCCAUAUUUCUCAAAAGGAAUCUAUAAUGUUUCUGUAAAAAAUACCCAUAAGCCCUCAUUGCCCAUUAUAACAUUGCAUGCAACGGAUAAAGAUGCCGGAAGGAAUGGCAAAAUUACUUACAAGUUGAAGCCUGAUGUAAAGUUAUUUAAAAUUAAUCAUGAAACAGGAGAUAUUUUUCUGAAUGAAAAUUUCACUUCAGAGAAAAAAGAACACUAUAAAUUGAUUAUUGCAGCCGAAGAUAAUGGAGAAAUUCCAUUAGUUUCUAGUGCUAUUGUCAAUGUAAAGUUUAUGAACCAAUACAACACUCCACCAAAAAUACUCAUUAGUUUUGCUCCUAGCUUUAUAAAGAAUACAGUUACCAUUUCUGAAGGGAUUCCUGUAGGAAGUUUCAUUGCUUAUGUUAUAGUUGUUGAUAAAGAUGAUGGACAGAAUGGAGAUGUUGAAUGCCAUCUGAAACAUAACCAUUUUGAACUUAGAAAAUUAAACCCCAAAGAGUAUAAAAUUGUGAUUAAACAGCCUGUUGAUAGAGAGACAACUGAUCAUUAUAAAAUCGAUGUUUUCUGCCGGGAUAAAGGCCUAUUUUCGGUGAUGGUAAAAAAUCAUUUCUUUAUCCAAGUAAAAGACAUUAAUGAUGUCCGACCACAAUUCAGUAAAAAAGCUUAUAAAUUCCUGGUGUAUGAGAACGAAAAAGCUAACUAUCCUGUUGGCUUUGUCACUGCCACUGACUUAGAUGUGGGACCUGGGGGUCAACUGGAGUUCUCUAUUCUGAGUAAGAAUAAACAGGAUCCAGUGUUUCAGAUUAAUAAUGCUGGGUUCAUUACAACAACAAAGUUAUUGGAUUAUGAAAAACAAAAACAUUAUCAAUUCUAUGUACUUGCCAAAGACAAUGGUACCCCACCACUGAAUGACACGGUAGAUGUUAUUGUUGAAGUAAUGGACAAAAAUGAUAAUGCCCCGUAUUUUAACUUUCCCACAGUGAACCCUUUCAGCUUCGAUGUUCACUACCAUCCGCAAAGUGAUAAUGAAAUCACAGUUCUAAAGGCUUCUGAUAAAGACAGUGGAAGCAAUGCUUUCCUUCAUUACCAAAUACUCGAAGGAAAUGAACAGCAGUUGUUCAUGGUGAAACCUUACUCUGGAGUAUUGCUCUUCUCACGUAAAGUUUAUCCAAAUGAUGCAGCAACAUACAGACUUGUUGUAGCAGUAAAUGACAGCGGCAUACCAUCUCUGUCGGCAAUGACUACUUUAUCCUUGACAUUGAGUGUCAGUAACAGCUCCUUAUUAAUGACAAAUGUUCAGGCUCAGUCCAAAAAAGUAUCUGAUGUAAACUUAUCAAUAAUAAUAAUAGUUGUAGCUGUAAUAUUCUCAAUAAUUCUCGUAGUGUCUGCUACAGUGUGUAUAGUUCGAUAUAUAAAUGUCUCAAAUAGGGUUCGAGAUCAAAGACUGAACCAGUUGAAUGAGACUAACCCUGAUGCAAAGCAUUUAAUAUAUCAAGCUACUAGCCCUACAACAUUACUAAGAGUCCCAGAAGAAAGUACCAAUGAAAAUAAUACAGCAGCAGCACCGUUUUACUCAGUGGUUGAAUUACCUAGUGACUGGACGAUAGCCACUCUUACUCGAAGACAUCCGGUACCAACACAGGAGAGCAGACCACCACAUAUAGCCCAAGCCUCUGAUCAAGAUGGUGCUAGAGAAAUUCAUAGCACAGCUACAAUUAACAGAAGAGGAGGCAGUCGAAGAGACAGCGAAAAUGGAUGGCGAAUAGAUGAUGCAACAAAACAUUAUGAAGAAAUACCAGCACUUCGGUUUCCAAAAGACGUCCCUCCAGUUGAGACACCACUUGAGAAAAAGAACAGACUUCACACUGUAAAUCUUGCUAAAGGUACCAAUCUAUGAACAGCUUCUUAACAACUACAUAUUAAAAGACAUUUUAUAUUACUAUUUACAGAAGAGGGUCUUCAGUGUAAGGUUGUUCUGAUGUGUAUUUACAUCUUUGGAAAUUCUAUAUAAGAGGAAGAAAAUGAUAUUUAAUGGAUUUCCUUUACAAAACAUGAUAAAAGGAAUAACAACAAACAUUUGAAAGAUCAAACAGUAAUAAAAUAAAAACAGGGAUUAUUUUCUUGGAAGAUGUUAUUUUAUUUCUGAUUAAAUAAAUAUAAAAAAGAAACCUGUUCCUUGCAAGGAAGAUUCAGUGUAAAUGAUCAUGAUCACCAAUUUAAUGUAACAAACACAUUGUUAUUUUUGAAAAUGAAUGCGCCAUGCUUUGAGUCAAGUGUAUUUGAACAGAAACCUCGCUGUAAAAACAAAACAGUUAAAGGUACCAUCACUGAACAAAAGAAAGGAGUUCAUCAGGACCUUGAAUAUCUGAUUUUACUAUUGUAUAUCAAGAAUGCUUGGUUUCAGAGUUUUCUCUUAAAUACUUAAAUUUUAAUAUAAAUUAAUAAUUAAUUUUUGUAUUUGGUUUGCAAGAUUCUUGAUGUGAAUGCAUGCAUUGAAACAGAUUUUGUUGUAUCUUGGGAGGGUC
Messenger RNA from Octopus sinensis (East Asian common octopus), 3572 nucleotides. RefSeq names its product putative protocadherin beta-18. Lineage: Eukaryota; Metazoa; Mollusca; Cephalopoda; Octopoda; Octopodidae. The record is from RefSeq and is a predicted model, not a curated record. Gene Ontology annotation, cellular component: plasma membrane. The transcript is spliced from 5 exons. Bases 314 to 2944 code for a protein of 876 amino acids. Gene Ontology annotation, molecular function: calcium ion binding. Gene Ontology annotation, biological process: homophilic cell-cell adhesion.